This is a messenger RNA of Lymnaea stagnalis (great pond snail), 18516 nucleotides long. Lineage: Eukaryota; Metazoa; Mollusca; Gastropoda; Lymnaeidae. The record is from the annotation of a GenBank genome assembly.
UUCUCAUUCUUCUAUGCAUUCUGACAAUUGACGUGAAAGAACGCAACGGGGCCUUCCAAUCUUUAGGCAGAUGUAAAGAAAAGUAAGCGGCCUUCUUAUGAAAUUUACCACCAACUUCCCCGCCAUGUUGAUCCAAAGCAGCAAGCCGUUCAGCGCCCCCAAGCACCAGGGCAAGACGAAAUGUCCAGUUUACGCCCUCUACGUCAAUGACCUACCGGACGAGGUGCUCAUCAGGAUCUUCAGCUUCUUCAAACCCAUCGAAGACGACCUCCCGGUCCUCGCCAUGGUCUGCCGGAAGUGGCGCAGAAUUCUGCAGACGACGGGUCAGCUGUGGCGUGACCUGUACAUCAACCCGUCGGUGUACGAGUACUACCACUUCAGCAUGGUCUGCUGCGUGUUCCGUGUGUACGGCUUCCACGUCCACCGACUGACCUGGUACAAGAACUCCCCCGUCUACGAGAGCAUGUUCGCCCUCAUCCCCAGACUGUACAACCUCCGGUACCUCAGCCUCCCCAUCCUGUGGACGCGGGCCGUGGUCGAGAACCUGCAGAACCUGAACCAGCUGGAGCACAUUCAGAUCAACGGCGGCUUCGCCCUGACGGACGACGACCUCGAACUCAUCUCGGAAUCGUUCCCGAAUUUAAAAAACGUCUCGCUGAACGCUUGCUGGAGGGUCACCUCCACCGGCGUGGACAGUUUUCUUUCGUCGCUGGACCGCCUGGAGACAUUCAAGUUGAAAAUCAACUCAGGGCUUCCGCUGCACGAUGUCAGAAGCGAGCAAGCCAUGAGGGAGGGCGGCCAUAUCGCCCACGCCGUGUCGGAAACAUUGCACUCUCACUGCCUUAGUGUCAUGUGCCUUCAUUUUGUGCCGAUUGAAAUGGACGAGCUUUGGACGGUGGUCAAGCGACUGACCAGUCUGAGGAAACUCAGCAUUAGCAAUUGUGAGGUAAGAAGGAUACCCGUUUAAGAGUGGCUGGCUGUUUUAUAUUUAAAAAAAUAUAUAUAUAUUUUAAAAAGUCUGGUAAAUAAAGUAAUCAGAUAGCGAUAGAGAUGGUUAAACCACACCGUCAAGGCAAAUUUAAAAAAAAUGAAAUCGCUAAAUGAAUUGAUAUACUAUAUUUAAAGUCAAAGUUUUUAGAAUCAAACUGGCGCUAUGUAUAUCCACGUGUCCAGUUCGUACAGGAGAAAACACAACUCUCCGGGAACAAGUAACUUUGUUUUAGUUAUUGUGAAUUUAUUUUAACUGAUCGCUGGGAUACAAUUUUUUACUCAAAAUAGAAGCUGUGUUCAUUCACUCCUAUUAAAAUAAAAACAAUAAUAAAGUUGCCUGACUUGAUUGACUCCUCUCAUAAAAAGGUUCUGAUCCUAUCAAAUAGGUCCCCAAAAAUAUAAACCAGCAUUCUUGAAGUUUGACAGUACUAAAAUCUGUGUUGACAAGUCUAUAGAUCUCAUCGUCUUGUUUGUACGUGCGCGUUGGCUGUGCCGAUAUUGAAGUUUUCAUACUAAGCGUAUGUCAAGUUGAAGUUAUGACCCGAAGGUUUUUAAUAGUGUUAUAAGAAACGCUCACCAUUUAUUUCAUCAGCACAAGUUAUCCUAUAGAUAAAACUAUUAAUAUUAAUAAUACCCGUACAUCAAAUAGGAAAAGUUACUACAAAGAAUUUGACAUUCCACGUUGUCACUCCUGGAACGGAAUUCUGGCAUCGCGUUUUGUAACAUUGUUACAAUGUGGCGUUACGAAAUACGUCAUUUAUCAAAUGAUAUAAUGUCUUUUCCUAAAAUAAGUUGGUAUUGGUAAUCAUAAGUGAGAACGAAAUGGAUUAGCAAAUAAAGUACUGCGAUGGUCCACGCUUCUUAAGUUUCGAUGUCUCCAGAACAUCAUAAAGUUAGGGUAAAACUCACCGCAACGUUUCAUGGACAUCUUGCGUCUCUCAGUGUUAUGAACAUCUUGCAUCUCUCAGUGUUAUGAACACAAUUCACCGUUGACAUGAAAUCAUCGAAAUAAAUAGACCGCAACGUUUCAUGGACAUCUUGCAUCUCUCAGUGUUAUGAACACAAUUGACCGUUGACAUGAAAUCAUCGAAAUAAAAUCUCUCAGUGUUAUGAACACAAUUCACCGUUGACAUGAAAUCAUCGAAAUAAAAUCUCUCAGUGUUAUGAACACAAUUCACCGUUGACAUGAAAUCAUCGAAAUAAAUAGAUACACGUGACGGCAAUAGUCAGAGUAACCGCCGAUACCCGGAGUGCACCAACCAUUUUGAGAACCGCAGCUUCUGAUGUGUUAGCUUUACCGUUGCAGGUCAGUUGUGUCUUUAGUACCCGCAGGUCACACUGGCGCUCUAAUCCCAUUCAUCGGUGUAGAACACAGAAACAGUAGGCCUCUAAUACAUAGUAGAUAAACUUCGCGUCAUGCAGUCAUGCUAUGGUAUCAUCAAUGGUAUGUAGUUAUAGCUUCGGUGGUGGUGGUGGUGGUGCAUUGUUUUACUUAGUUUAGAUCAAUGUUAUUCAAGGUGAUGGCCUGCCGGCUUGCAUCGGUCUGCAAGUAACCUGUCAGCAAAAAAAAAACAAAACAAAAAACAAACAAACAAACAAAAACAAAAACAAAAAACAAACAAACAAAAAACAACAACAAAUCAUUAAAAGCUGUAAGAAGGUCGGAAGAGACCAAUGCUCAAUAAAUGGGGAGCACACAUCGCUGCUGCUAUAUUAUUAUCGCGAAUUCCUACCGGUAAGUCAAGUCAAACUAUCAAGAAGCACUGAAUAGAUAAGGCUCUCAGUCCACCAGGGAUAUGCAUUUUCAGCGCAAAUAGGGAUUUUUUUAAAGGACAUAUUCUGUACGUUUGAAUUUUCUCUCACCCACCAUCCAUUUACAGUUGUUUAAAAAAAAUAAUAAUUAAAAUGCAUUGCUUUAUCAGGCUUAUUCCACUAUUUAAGGCCUUAAGAAGUCCGAAUUAUUUGAGCAGACCAAAUACUUCCACUGCCGUAGCUAGGGUUAGUGCCGCCCGGGGGGGGGGGGCGACCUCCCCGCCCUUCCCUACGCCAGUGAGUACAUGAUCUUUAUUUGGAUGUGCAAGAAAAUAAACGUAAAGGUUGAUCCUGCUCUUGUUAUCCCACCCUGCUUUAUCAGGCUUAUUCCACUAUUUAAGGCCUUAAGAAGUCCGAAUUAUUUGAGCAGACCAAAUACUUCCCCUGCCGUAGCGAGGGUUAGGGCCGCCCGGGGGGGGGGGGGCGACCUCCCCGCCCUUCCCUACGCCAGUGAGUACAUGAUCUUUAUUUGGAUGUGCAAGAAAAUAAACGUAAAGGUUGAUCCUGCUCUUGUUAUCCCACCCUGCAAUGAUUCAACCUGCUCAUGAACAGCAUGGGAUUAACACAGCUGUUAGGGAAUACACUUUAACACUGGGGCUUACUGUGCGCUCUUAGCGUUAUCAUCAUCAUACAUCUGGCCAGAUUGUUCAACAUACUCUUAUUUCUGGGCCCCAGGCAUAUUAUAAUUGUGGGCCCCCAUGAGUUUAAAAAUAAUUGUAUCAAACGGAAUUGUAUCCGGAAAAAAAAUUCGAAUGGCUUAUCGCACUACGUCUGCACGCCCUAUGAUUGCACUCAGUAAACAUUACGUUUGGAUGGACAUUUAAAAAAAAAUUAUGAAAAUAUCUUAAAUCGGAAGUGAGGCUCUGCAGUUGCAAUUUAUUGGUUAAAAAAAAUAUAUAUUGAAAUAGUUGGGCGCAUUUUUUGAAGAAUCGUCUUAUGUCGUGUUAUGUCGUCUUAUGUCGGGUUAUGUCGGGUUAUGUCGUGUUAUGUCGGGUUCAAGUACAAAAAGUAAAAAUUACAUCGAUAAUUGUUUAAUAAAAAAAAAAAAUGAAUCCAUUUAUUUAAGGGCCACCCAUAACUGACGCCCGCUGUUUGCGGCCAUAAUUUAGCCCCUCUCCCCCACCCCCUCGUCACAAAUUGGACACAAAGAUGAAGGGGCCCUCGCGCUACAUCGUCGCAAACUCGUGAUCGCCGCCCCCCCCCCUUCUCCUUUAUUUUCCCCAAGAUACGUGACGUCAUUUAUUGUGGGGAGUUUGGCAAAUAUUAAAUCAAUCUGGACAAGCAGACGAUACAGCCCGGGUUUUUCCCCGCGCCAACUCAGCAAGAAAUUUUACAUUUGGCGCAAACUACGAAGCCGUUCCUUAUGUUGUGGUAGAUUUUUCAGUAGUUGUUGUUGAUGUAGUUGUUGUAAUUUUUGUUGUUGGAUUUGUUGUUGUAAAUUUUGUUGUUAUAGUUCUUGUUGUUGUUUUGUUUUAUGUCGAAUAACUGGUUUAACAUGGGCUGGUAAAAAAAUGUGAAAAUUCAUAUAAGACAAAGAUAAGAUUAUUUAUUGAUGCAAAUGAAGGGAAUUUGUUACUGUUGACAUUGUACACAUUCAUGGUUUAGAACAUUAACAGAUCCACAUUUUGAACCAAGAAUACAUUUUAUAAUUAUAACAAUUUAAACAUUGUGGAGGGGUGGGAGGUGGGGGGUUGGGGGGGGGGGAGCACGCUGGUCAAUUUGUACAGAUUGGAAACAAAAUAAUUUAAAAAAUCUUUUUGUCCCAAUUGUAAGAGAAAUAAAUCGCCCUGAUCGAGCUGAUCUUAGUCAUCGGUGGUGAGGAGGCUGGGGGUGUACCACAGUGACGUAGCUAGGGUUGGUGUCAACUGUGCGGUUAAACACCCCCCCCCCCCCACGGAUUCCAUGACUAUCGUCUGCAGAUACUGGGGUGUGAGAUUAACUUCCUCAAGCAGAUGAGCCCAAAAGGUAAAGGUCGCAGAUAAACGUGAAAGCAAAGACUGAAUAUUAGAAAAGACCUUGUGGUGUUUGGCAAUCGUGGUCACGUGUUCAGGGGGGCGGUGCUGGUAAAAAAUCAACGAACAUAUUAAUUUUUGAGCAAUUGUUCCACAGUGUGGGGGCUUUUUUUAAAAAAAACUUUUCUUUAAAAUUAAAUUUAAAAUAAAUUAAAAUAAAUUUUUAAAAGAAAUUAACCAAUUUUGUAAACUAUUGUUUUAAAGACCCUAUAAAUGGAUACAAUUCAUGUUUUAAGAUUUUUUAAAAUUUUUACCAAUCGAUUCAUUUACUUAGAAUCGCCCGACCAUAUCGUAUUUGGUAUCAAAGGAAAGUUUUAUUUCUCAGAAUGUAUAUAUAAAAUGUGUGUAUAGAUAUAUAUAGCUUCGUGUCACUUACGGAAGUUAACCGCUCAUAUUUUUUGAUGCAUCAACCUUGAACUUCGAAUAAUGCACGCACUUGGAUUGGUUUCAUGUGUUGGGAAUGUACGUGUGAUCGGUUAUCCUUUAACGAAAUCGUUUAGACAGAGCAUGUUCUGUAAAAUUGCACUUUUUCAAGAUGGUGUUAUCCCCCCCCCCCCUUGUGAUGAUUUCAUCCGGUGCGGUCCGCACCCGUCGCACCCCCUAGCUACGCCACUGGUGCAUCAUCUCAAGAUUGGUCUCAUGUGGUUAUCCUUUAACGAAAUCGUUUAGACAGAGCAUGUUCUGUAAAAUUGCACUUUUUCAAGAUGGUGUUAUCCCCCCCCCCCCCUUGUGAUGAUUUCAUCCGGUGCGGUCCGCACCCGUCGCACCCCCUAGCUACGCCACUGGUGCAUCAUCUCAAGAUUGGUCUCAUGAUGGGACAGUUCUUAUUAUUUUAAAAGCAAAAAUUUUGGUCUUGUUUGUGAUAGUGUCAGCAAACCGUAAUCCCCUAAUGUAAGACGAAUUCUGAAGUAACGUCAAAGUAUUAAAUACAUUUUUCUGUUUUUUUUUAAAAUGAAAUUUAGUGAAUUAAUUGGACAUUUUUUGGGAUGACGCCCUUAUGAUUAUUGCCAUGUUAGGUGUUCAUGACCAUUUGAAGGUUGGGGGGGGGUGAAAUGUACAUUUAAAGUUUCACAAAGUAUCGGUUGUAAAUAAUUAAUUAUCGAAUAUGUUGUCCACAAUUACCAUCAAGGCUGUUGGGCCCAUUUCUGAUUUAACAGAUGAGUGCUCUACCACAAUUAACAGCAUCAAGACCAUCGCGCCCAUAUAUGACUUAACACAUAAGCGCCUUACACGUGGAACAAACAUGGCGCACACAAGGGGCAGGUAACCCAUUCAUGGGAGUAACCGAAACAAAAACUCCAUGGGAUUUCAUCACAGGAGCAUGGUGACGUGGCGGAGCGCGUGACAGGCAUGCACGCGCCUAUGAGUCAUCAACGCGAUCCUUAUCGUCUGCUUGUCCAGAUUGAUUCAGAUAUCCGAAUUCAACGAACGUACAUUUUAAUUUAAUUGCUAUAACAUGUUGUUGUUGUUCCACGUAUUACCCUUGAAUAAUAAGCCGCCUAUCUUUCUGUCAUUUUUUUUUUUAAACCACAAACCAAAAAUAAAUACAUCACAUAAUAUUAGCAUAUGCUACUUAAAAUAAUCCACGCCCUCCAUGAGCACCCCCUCCCACCCCCCACCCCCAACCGAACUCGAGUUUAUGUCAACACGGCUGUCAGUCAAUCAGAUAUGACAGCGGUAGACAUGGAGCACACAAUAAACUCUCUAAUUACUCAAAUCAAUGUUGGCUGAACAAAUUUGUUUUGCUUCAAUUCCACGCGUGGUUGAUAUCCGUAAUCCAGGGCUCCCCAACCUGGAGUGCUUUGAAACCCCCCAGGGGUUUGCGAGAUGGCAGUNAAAAAAAAAAAAAAAAAAAAAUCCCCCCCCCCCCCCCCCCCCGCGAUGCAACGAAACAGCGAAUUUGAAGUGGAUAUUUUAUUUUCCGAAUCCUUCCGAUCAAUACAUUGCAUCGUCCACCGUCGAACUCAGCGCCUUCAGACAAUUUCAUGACGUCAGCGUGACAUAUAUUUUCGAACACAGGGGUUCUCAACCGUUUUUUUUUAAAAACGAUUCCUUGUUCUGGCUACCAAUGGUAUCACACAACAAUCCGUUACCAGCUUUUUUUUGUUUUUUUGUUUUUAUUUCUUGCACACCCUCAACGCCUGAAAGGUUCAGAGAAGUUUUUUGUAAUAAAUGAUUUCACAAUAAACCUGCUGUCGGGCCAUACCUGCUGGUGACACACGGCACGCUAAGUGUUAGGACGCAAUGCUCUUAAGAGGAUAGCUCACUUCCUUAUUCGAAAAAAUCUUUAAAUAUAUUAACCUUGAACUAUUCUAGCAGUAACCUAUUCAUUAUGUAUGGAUACAAUCGGCUCUUGCAAAAUCUAAAAUGAGUUAUUAUUGAAUCUUGAUUAAAUGAUGUUUCAUUAAACGAAUUCAAUUACUGACUGAGAUUUUUUUACAACUUGAAAUAAAGGGGGGAAAAUAAAAAUAAAGUGAAACUUCAACUGGUAAAUACUGGUAAAUACAAGCAUUUUCUUGGAUUUGAACAGUUGCGUGGAAAAGGUAUAGGUGGGAAGGUGAGAAGCGCCACGGGGGGGGGGGGGGGGGGGGGGGGGGGGGGGGGGGGGGGGGGGGGGGGGGGGGGGGGGGGGCACUUUAUAAAUAUAUAUAUCGUAUUUAUGGGCGUAUAACACGCACGUUUUCUCCCUGAAAAUACGGGGCAAAUGAUGUGUGCGUGUUAUAAGCCGAUAUAAUGUCUAGUUGUUUUUUCCUGAAAUUUCCUUCUUAAAAUGAGGUGCGUGUUAUACGCCGGUAAAUACGAUAUAUAGAAUAAGGGACGGCUUUUGGCCAAAUGCAGAGGGUUUUUUUUUUCCUAGGUGGGUGGCGUAACUUCUUGACCCACCCCUGGAGGCACUAACCCUAGCUACCCCAAUGGAUUUGAAGAAAAAAAAUAUUCAUCCUGUGAAGUUUUCAAUUAUUUUUGAAAUGACAUGUCGUGAAAAUUAAUUGUUUCAUGAAGAAGGAAAGCCGCAAGUUUAAGAGAGCCGAAGGAGUCAAUGUUCACAGAAGGUAAAAAAUACUUGCACCGUAUGCAAAUGUCUCUUUUUUUUUUACAGAAACUACUUGCACCGUAUGCAGAUAGCACAUUUUUUUUACAGAAAAUACUUGCACCGUAUGCAGAUAGCACAUUUUUUUUACAGAAAAUACUUGCACCGUAUGCAGAUAGCACAUUUUUUACAGAAACUACUUGCACCGUAUGCAGAUACCACAUUUUUUUACAGAAACUACUUGCACCGUAUGCAGAUACCACAUUUUUUUACAGAAACUACUUGCACCGUAUGGAGAUAUCACAUUUUUUUACAGAAACUACUUGCACCGUAUGCAAAUAGCACAUUUUUUUUACAGAAAAUACUUGCACCGUAUGCAGAUAGAACAUUUUUUUUACAGAAAAUACUUGCACCGUAUGCAGAUAGCACAUUUUUUUACAGAAACUACUUGCACCGUAUGCAGAUAGCACAUUUUUUUACAGAAAAUACUUGCACCGUAUGCAGAUAGCACAUUUUUUUUACAGAAAAUACUUGCACCGUAUGCAGAUAGCACAUUUUUUUACAGAAACUACUUGCACCGUAUGCAGAUAGCACAUUUUUUUUACAGAAAAUACUUGCACCGUAUGCAGAUAGCACAUUUUUUUAGAGAAACUACUUGCAUCGUAUGCAGAUACCACAUUUUUUUACAGAAACUACUUGCACCGUAUGCAGAUACCACAUUUUUUUACAGAAACUACUUGCACCGUAUGGAGAUAUCACAUUUUUUUACAGAAACUACUUGCACCGUAUGCAGAUAGCACAUUUUUUUUACAGAAAAUACUUGCACCGUAUGCAGAUACCACAUUUUUUUUACAGAAAAUACUUGCACCGUAUGCAGAUAGCACAUUUUUUUACAGAAACUACUUGCACCGUAUGCAGAUAGCACAUUUUUUUUACAGAAACUACUUGCACCGUAUGCAGAUAGCACAUUUGUUUUAGAGAAACUACUUUGCACCGUAUGCAGAUACCACAUUUUUUUACAGAAACUACUUGCACCGUAUGCAGAUAGCACAUUUUUUUACAGAAACUACUUGCACCGUAUGGAGAUAUCACAUUUUUUUACAGAAACUACUUGCACCGUAUGCAGAUAUCACAUUUUUUUUACAGAAACUACUUGCACCGUAUGCAGAUAGCACAUUUUUUACAGAAACUACUUGCACCGUAUGCAGAUAGCACAUUUUUUUACAGAAACUACUUGCACCGUAUGCAGAUACCAUGAUUUUUUACAGAAACUACUUGCACCGUAUGCAGAUAGCACAUUUUUUUACAGAAACUACUUGCACCGUAUGCAGAUAGCACAUUUUUUACAGAAACUGCUUGCACCGUAUGCAGAUAGCACAUUUUUUACAGAAACUGCUUGCACCGUAUGCAGAUAGCACAUUUUUUACAGAAACUACUUGCACCGUAUGCAGAUAGCACAUUUUUUUUACAGAACCUACUUGCACCGUAUGCAGAUACCACAUUUUUUUUACAGAAACUACUUGCACCGUAUGCAGAUACCACUUUUUUUUUUACAGAAACUACUUGCACCGUAUGCAGAUAUCACUUUUUUUUUUUAACGAAACUACUUGCUCCGUAUGCAGAUAUCACAUUUUUUUUACAGAAACUACUUGCACCGUAUGCAGAUAUCACAUUUUUUUUUACAGAACCUACUUGCACCGUAUGGAGAUACCACAUUUUUUUUACAGAAACUACUUGCACCGUAUGCAGAUACCACAUUUUUUUUUACAGAAACUACUUGCACCGUAUGCAGAUAUCACAUUUUUUUUUACAGAACCUACUUGCACCGUAUGCAGAUACCACAUUUUUUUUACAGAAACUACUUGCACCUUAUGCAGAUACCACAUUUUUUUUUACAGAAACUACUUGCACCGUAUGCAGAUAUCACAUUAUUUACAGAAACUACUUGCACCGUAUGGAGAUACCACAUUUUUUUUACAGAAACUACUUGCACCGUAUGCAGAUAUCACAUUUUUUUUACAGAAACUACUUGCACCGUAUGCAGAUAUCACAUUUUUUUUACAGAAAAUACUUGCACCGUAUGCAGAUAUCACAUUUUUUUUUACAGAACCUACUUGCACCGUAUGCAGAUACCACAUUUUUUUUUACAGAAACUACUUGCACCGUAUGCAGAUAUCACAUUUUUUUUUACAGAAACUACUUGCACCGUAUGCAGAUAUCACAUUUUUUUUACAGAAACUACUUGCACCGUAUGGAGAUUUUUUCUUUUUUUUCUUUUGGAUUCAUUUAAACUAUUGUAAAUGCCCAACAACAAAAAAUGCCUCCUAUCAUAUGAAUUGAGAUUCACUGAAAUUAGGAAUGUUACCGCAUGCGCUUAAAUUUGUGUGUGUGUGUUCGAACAUCAAAGAAAGCACCGAACAGCUUAAGACUGGGGGCCAACAUUGACAUAUCCGAUGUAAAUCUUACAUCAAACAUAAUUUUUAUGACGUCCCGGGCGACAGCAAUUUUGUCAACAGUAUUUUUUUGCUGGGAAUAUUGUUUAUUUCAGAAAUGGGCAUUGUGCGCAAAUGAACUCUUUUUGUGAUCAGUGAGUUGGAAAUGGGUGGAGUUAUCAUUGAUGGAUACAGUUAGUGGACAUUCACAACUCUCCCAGUCCAAUCACCCAGAGGCGUAGCGAUAGGGGGGCAGGGUGGGGACAGAUGUCCCCGGGCGCCAGCUAGUUAGGUGCGCCAAAAUGUGCUUUGAUAUUAUUUUAUUGAGGAAAACAAUGGGUUUGAGAGUUUAAAAAACAAAAAGGGUCGCUUUAAAAUGUAUUUGUCCCCGGGCGCGAAUCUUGUCACCGGGCGCCAAACACCCUCGCUACGCCUCUGCAAUCACCACACACACACACACAAAUAUAUAUAUAUAUAUAUAUAUAUAUAUAUAUAUAUAUAUAUAUAUAUAUACAUUGCCCUCACCCACUUUUAUCGUGUUUUUUGUACUCCACCAUUUUCUUUGCCGAUAAUAUCUGUGUCUAUUUUUNAAUGUGCUUUGAUAUUAUUUUAUUGAGGAAAACAAUGGGUUUGAGAGUUUAAAAAACAAAAAGGGUCGCUUUAAAAUGUAUUUGUCCCCGGGCGCGAAUCUUGUCACCGGGCGCCAAACACCCUCGCUACGCCUCUGCAAUCACCACACACACACACACAAAUAUAUAUAUAUAUAUAUAUAUAUAUAUAUAUAUAUAUAUAUAUAAAUCCAUUGCCCUCAGCCACUUGUAUCGUGUUGUUUGUACUCCACCAUUUUCUUUGCCGAUAAUAACUGUGACUAUUUUGAUGACGUCAUCUCGGUUGCAAUUGUUUCAUUGCAAUCGCCACCAACGUGUCAUCGUACACCUUCCCCUAAAGUGUCCACUGACACCCGCCACAACGUGUCUCUUACACCCGCCACAACGUGUCUCUUACACCCGCCACCAAGGUGUCCUCUUACACCCCCCACCAAGGUGUCCUCUGACACCCGCCGCCAAGGUGUCCUCUGACACCCGCCACCAAGGUGUCCUCUGACAUCCGCCGCCAAGGUGUCCUCUGACACCCGCUACCAAGGUGUCCUCUGACACCCGCCACCAAUGUGUCCUCUGAUACCCGCCACCAAGGUGUCCUCUGACACCCGCCGCCAACGUGUCCUCUGACACCCGCCACCAAUGUGUCCUCUGAUACCCGCCACCAAGGUGUCCUCUUACACCCGCCACCAAGGUGUACUCUUACACCCACAACCAAGGUGUCCUCUUACACCCACAACCAAGGUGUCCUCUUACAUCCACAACCAGUUGCAGUUGUGUAGAUCACUUCAAUACCAUUGUAUAGCCUAUGAUGGGAGAUGUUGCUACAUAGGGAGAUCAUUCACAGGUUUAGAAUAUAUCUCUUAUAUGUUGUUGUGCCACUCAGUGGCGUAACUAAAGUUGGUGUCGAGUAUGGGCGGGCCAAGAUUUUUUACACCCCCCCCACCCCUUAUGAAAAAACUAUGCCGUUUUCCAAAAAAUGCCGCCCCUCACUAUAAAGAAAAAAACAAACCCUGCGCCCUACGCACCUCCGUCCUACGUCACUGAUGCAACUACGCCACUGAUGCAACUGGACCCAUUGGGAGACAACCUGUGACAGGAAAAUGUCAAUGAUAUGAAUUGAUCCGUGCACUGGCCAUGCAUGACCCGCAAUCAAUAUUUUAUGGUUUAACUUUAAUGGCAGAGUGAGAGAAGUUAAAUGGUAGACAAGUUCCCUAGCCACUAAGAGACAUAUUCCAUAGCCACUAAAAGACACGUUCCAUAGCAACAAAAAGACAUGUUCCAUAGCCACUAAAAGACACGUUUCAUAGCAACUAAAAGACAUGUUCCAUACCAACUAAAAGACCUGUUCCAUAGAAACUAAAAGACAUGUUCCAUAGCAACUAAAAGACAUGUUCCAUACCAACUAAAAGACAUGUUCCAUACCAACUAAAAGACAUGUUCCAUACCAACUAAAAGACAUGUUCCAUACCAACUAAAAGACAUGUUCCAUACCAACUAAAAGACAUGUUCCAUACCAACUAAAAGACAUGUUCCAUAGCAACUAAAAGACAUGUUCCAUACCAACUAAAAGACCUGUUCCAUAGAAACUAAAAGACAUGUUCCAUAGCAACUAAAAGACAUGUUCCAUACCAACUAAAAGACCUGUUCCAUAGCAACUAAAAGACAUGUUCCAUACCAACUAAAAGACAUGUUCCAUACCAACUAAAAGACAUGUUCCAUAGAAACUAAAAGACAUGUUCCAUACCAACUAAAAGACCUGUUCCAUAGCAACUAAAAGACAUGUUCCAUAGCAACUAAAAGACAUGUUCCAUAGAAACUGAGAGACAUGUCCCAUAAGCCACUAAGGGACAUGUCCCAUAAGCCACUAAGGGACAUGUCCCGUAAGCCACUAAGGGACAUGUCCCGUAAGCCACUAAGGGACAUGUCCCGUAAGCCACUAAGGGACAUGUCCCGUAAGCCACUAAGGGACAUGUCCCGUAAGCCACUAAGGGACAUGUCCCGUAAGCCACUAAGUUACAUGUCCCGUAAGCCACUAAGGGACAUGUCCCGUAAGCCACUAAGGGACCAUAUCACAUUUUAAGAUACUACAUUUCAAAUCUGCGCAGCAUCUCCACGGGAUUCGCCUGGUCUCCGACUCACUGCACAAGUUCUACCUCUUCAACCUCUGGAACGUUCUGUUCGUCAGCGUCGAGACCCCGGAGCUGCGCCACAUCACCAUAGACACCGGCAUGGAGUCCAUGGAGCACCUCGAGAUUUUCGCACCGAGACUCAGGCGGGCGUGCAUCAAUGGGAGCAAUGUGCUGCGUACUCUCAACAUCAAGGUAAGGCCCCUACCAUUUAUACAUCCUCUGCCUUAGGGGCCGCCCUCAUUGGGAAACCACUGCUCUAAAGUAACCAUUAAUAACUGCACUCGACCAUGUGACAAUGCGUUUUUUUAAAGACAUACAUUUAAUGCGCAUCUUAUGUAGACUUCCCCAUAACUAUUUUUCAGAAGGACAAUUUGUUAAGACGGAGUGGCUCAAGAAGAAACAGCCCCCCCCCCCCCCCCCCNGAUGUAAAAAUGGCAAGGAAAUCUGUACCCCUCUCUCUCUCCCUACCCCUCUGUCUCUCUUUCCCUUACACACCCCCCUCCCUCUCUCUCUCUCUCUCUCUCUCUCUCUCUCUCCCCCCCCCCAAGUUUUUCGCUUGGCAUAAGAAUAUGUUCUUUAAGGAAAGAAGUUGUUCAAGUUUAAAAAAAAUCCUUUCUAAAACUUAUCUAUAAAAAUGUUUCAGAGUGACAAGCUCAGUUUUCUGGAGCUCUCAAACUGUGAAGUGCUGGACAUGAGGAACUUGAGGGAGCAGUUGAAGAAAAACUCGAGCCUGGUGUGUCUCAGGGUGGGCUGUCUGAGUCAGGACAGCCUGCUGUUAGACGAGGACGUCAUCCCAAAUUUGCAGGUAGAUAACCUAUUCUCGAUAUCUUUUAAUCAAGAAAUGAACAAAAAAUUAUUAAUCGGAGAUUGUAUCUUAAUUGAUCCCCGUCUCUCACUCUCCUUCACUCUCUCAUGCUCUCUUUCACUCUCUCAUGCUCUCUUUCACUCUCUCAUGCUCUCUUUCACUCUCUCAUGCUCUCUUUCACUCUCUCAUGCUCUCUUUCAUUCUCUCAUGCUCUCUUUCACUCUCUCAUGCUCUCUUUCAUUCUCUCAUGCUCUCUUUCACUCUCUCAUGCUCUCUUUCACUCUCUCUCCUUUUCACCGUCUCUCUUGCACACGCUAUCUCUCUUUCACUCACUCUUUCUCUCUCUCUUUCAAUCACACAUACAUUUUCAAUCUUUCACGCUCUCUCUAUCUCUUUCAUUCCCCCUCUCUCACUUAAAAACCCCCCACCCCAGUAAAAAAAACAGAAAAUUUAAAUUAGAGAAGCAUUGCCCUAGAUAAUGUCAUUUCUCUCAUACCCAACUCAUAGCUAUAGAGUCAUAGAUGGCGCACCAUAGUGAGGCCGCUCACACAAGUAAAGCUCUCGCAUGUAACAAUACCAACAAGUUUGCCAAACAUACUCAACUUUCAACAACAAGAACAACAACAACAACAACAACAACAACAAAAACAAAAAAAAUCUACCUAUGUAAACCUUGUACCACCAGGAGCUGUGCAUGCUGGGAGACUUUGCGUGCGAGGCCGUCCACCUGCGGAGCCCCAGCCUGAGACUGUUCCACACGGACGCCGACAACGACCUGAUCACCCUGAACCACAUCUACAUCACCGCCAACCACCUCUGUAAGGUGGCUCUCAUCGGCAUGCCGGCACUGAAGACAAUGACCAUCCAGGUGCGUACCGGACCUCUGUGCCCGGACCUCUGUGCCUGGACCUCUGUGCCCCCAAGCAAUAGUUUAGUUGUUGUUUGUGAACGGCGUUACAGAUUUAGUACUUAUUGCCGUAAAUGCUCUUUGAAUUUUGAUCAUGAAAUUUGCGUUGUCGUAAAAGAACCACACACAAAAAAACCCCAACACCCUAACAUCUUAAAAAACACGUUUUAUUUUACUUUUAACGAACACACUUGUCUGUGUUUGCCAUUUACUCUCCACAUAAACGGUCAUUAAUAAAAACAAAAUAGAAAAUACCCAACUUAUGAAUAGAAUGAGCAUCGAUAACAAUUAACAAUACGCUAUCAAUAAGUUGAUAAAAUGGUCUACGAUUUACCAAGCAGACGUAUAACAGUUGAAAACGCCCCUACCCCACCCCCCCCCACCAAAACACCACCUCUUCCGACCAUUUUUUACAAAUUUAAAUACACACAACUAUUGAAAGAUAUAUUUUCUAUCAGAUGAAUGUACUUAUUUGUACAUCAACUUAUGAAUAGAAUGAGCAUCGAUAACAAUUAACAAUACGCUAUCAAUAAGUUGAUAAAAUGGUCUACGAUUUACCAAGCAGACGUAUAACAGUUGAGAACGCCCCUACCUCCCCCCCCCCCACCAAAACACCACCUCUUCCGACCAUUUUUUACAAAUUUAAAUACACACAACUAUUGAAAGAUAUAUUUUCUAUCAGAUGAAUGUACUUAUUUGUACACACGGACUCCUACGAUAACUGAUGGGUUAAUAAUGCAACAGUUACAAUUAUUGUGAAUUUAUUAAGACACUCAGUUAAUAAAGAGCAAUGCUAAAUUUGCUAUUGUUUCAGCCAACAACUUGUGACUCAUUUAUGUCAUAUAGUGUAUUUUAACCAUGUAUAGUGUAUUAUAUCUAUAUGUAGUGUAUUACAUAUGUGUAUAGUUUAUAAUAUCUAUGUAUAGAAUAUUAUAUCUGUGUAUAAUGUACGUAUAUGUAACUGUGUAUUUCAGUGUGUCAGUGUUGAUGCCAUCGAGCUGAAUCUUUGCAGUGACGACCAGCUGCAACUGGACUCGUGUGUCAUCCAAGCCCUGAGCUCCAUUGGAUUUCUCAGGCUCUUCGACUGCAAGGUGAGCCAAUGAGCCAUAAAGUCAUGUAAUCAUACAGGCAGAAAGUCGCAGAGAGUUUUCAUCAUACAGUGAUGUGAUCAUAGAGUGAUAAGAACAUAGAGUGAUUUAUUCAUAAAGAGAUAUAAUCAUGGGGUGAUGUUAUCAUAAAGAGGUAGAAUCAUUAAGUGAUUUAAUCAUAAAGAGAUAUAAUCAUGGGGUGAUGUUAUCAUAAAGAGGUAGAAUCAUUAAGUGAUUUAAUCAUAAAGAGAUAUAAUCGUAGAGUUUGCUUACACGUCCAAUGAUAACGCGUUCACUGAUAACACGUCCAAUGAUAACACGUCCACUGAUACACGUCCACUGAUAACACGUCCACUAAUAACACAUAUACUGAUACACGUCCACUGAUAACACGUCCACUGAUACACGUCCAAUGAUAACACGUCCAAUGAUAACACGUCCAAUGAUAACACGUCCAAUGAUAACACGUCCACUGACACACUAUCUAUAACUAUCAUUGUUAGCGACUGUUCGAAAAAUUCAGUUCAACUGUCGUUGUUAGUAAAUGUUCGAAUGAUUCGGUUCCAAUUUUCAUUGUCAGUAAAUGUUCGAAAGAUGUAGUUCAACUGUCAUUGUUGUUAAAAUGCUCGAAAAAAAUUCAGUUCAACUUCCAUUGUUAGUAAAUGUUCCGAAAGAUUCAGUUCAACUGCCAGUUACCAACCCCAAUGCUAGUAUUUUGCCUCAUAUCAACAUUAGCACAUCGGAGCGCCAUUACGAUUUAAGUAAUAGUACAGUGCUACAGGGAGUCAACCCCGCAACUCAUCCAGUCCACUCGCCCAAAUAUUUUUUUUACUGACCAUCUAGGACAUUUUUUUACUGACCAUCUAGGACAUUUUUUUUUACCGACUAUCUAGGACAAUUUUUUUACUGACUAUCUAGGACAUUUUUUUUACUGACUAUCUAGGACAUUUUUUUACUGACUAUCUAGGACAUUUUUUUACUGACUAUCUAGGACAUUUUUUUACUGACUAUCUAGGACAUUUUUUUACUGACUCUCUAGGACAUUUUUUACUGACUAUCUAGGACAUUUUUUACUGACUAUCUAGGACAUUUCUUUUUACUGACUUUCUAGGACAUUUUUUUACUGACUAUCUAGGACAAUUUUUUUACUGACUAUCUAGGACAUUUUUUUACUGACUACCUAGGACAUUUUUUUUUAAUGAAUGAAAUCAGAUUACGUGUGAUACUUUCUUUGUCAAACCUUCUGAUAUAAGGGAUAUAUGUCAUUUAUUACAACGCUCGAGGUGAUAACACCUAAGGUUAUAGUUUUUAGAUGAUGUGUUCACCAAAUCUAAUAAGAGAGACAAGCGAGGUAACAAGACGGAUAGUCAUAUUGCCGCCCUUUCAACAUCACCUGAACACAAAGAUGGCCGCUGAGAAUAUUAACUAAUUGAAUGUUGUUUUUGAUUCGCAGGUUAAUCUGUUGUCUCUAACAACACCGCUGGCCCGAACGGUCGUCCUGUACAGGUGUCACGUGACCGACUAUGCUUUACAGAUGGCGCUGCACGGCUGUCCCAACAUCAGCCACCUGAACUUGGAGAAGUGCCGAAAUAUUACGAAGGUAAAAAAAAAUGAAUAAAGCAGGCUUACUUUGGUGCACCAGUUGAUAACCUAGAAGAAGAUAAGAGGCCGAUAGAUUUUGUCUAGCGAAAACCACAGCACAGCCUCAUCUCAUUGAACCCAAAAUAAAUUUAAAAAUCAAAAAGAAGUAUUAAUAAAUUAAACGUGCAUAAAUCUGUGAUAAAUUCUUUCAUUGUUUUCAGUCCUUAAUAUGAACUUGGCUUUUGUACGCGUGCUGCUUUCUAUCUGUCUGGGUGUCUGGCAAAAUCUUCCGACGGCUAACUUCCCGUCAACCUUUCGUGCUGAAACUUGGCACAUAGGCUUGUGGCCGAUGACAACACAUUCUUUCAAAUUUUCAGCCGCCCCCCCCCCCCCCAAAAAAAAUAUAAAAAAAUUAUCAGUUUUUCCUGUUUUUCAAGGGGAAGAUGAAAGGAAUAUGCUGCCACUGAUUUCAAGAAAUACAAUUUACCAUAACUUUGGGUUUUUUUGUUUGUUUGUUUGUUUUUCUUUUGGUUUUUUUUUUGAGCUGAUGAGGUGUAAACUUGAUAAAAUAAUUCUUGAUUGACCUCGACCGUUUCAGGUGUCGUUAGGCGCCCCACCACUCAAGUUCCUCAACAUGUUCGGCUGCCGAGACAUCCACAGGAUCCAGCUGGACUGUCCGCAGCUCCUGGCCAUCAACCUGGGGCAGUGCCCGAACGUCAAGCUGUACCUGGCCGGUGUCGAGCAGGAGGUCAACUCGGAAUGCGACGGCGUCCAGGUGGUCAAGCCGUGUGAGAAUGUCCGGUGGAGUCAUGACUACCCCCCGCAGCUGUAUGUGUGUGGCUGACCCCGCCGGGGGGCGGGGGGUUGGAUAGGAUGACGUUGGAAGAAAUUGUUUUAAAAGAGACACGUUGCCGUGUCAUUGCCGUGUCAAGUCAUAGACUUCCUUAAAGCCACUGAUGGCCUAUGUUUGUAUUGUCUUCCAAAUCAAGGUUGAUGAAAUCUUUUAGGUGAUCUAACAACGAAGACCGCAAACGAUGUCGUUAGGAGUAGAUGUGCUGGUAGACGAUGACAUCUUAAUGUCAAGAGAGAGAUGGAAUGAGGGGGAGAUAUAGUGAGAGGAAGAGAGACAG